CCCACGUCCUUGUGCUCCGGCACCUCCUCUCUCUGUCUGCCACUUGAGCGACCACUGUUGAAGCCUCUCCUCUCUCCCAGGCACCAUGGCCACCUGCAGCCGCCAGUUCACGUCCACCUCCAUGAAGGGCUCCUGUGGCAUCGGAGGCAGCAUCGGAGGCAGCAUCGGAGGCGGCAUCGGCGGCUCCAGCCGUGUCUCCUCCAUCCUGGCCCCCAGCACCUACGGGGGGCUGUCGGUCUCUUCCUCCCGCUUCUCCUCCGGGGGAGCCUGCGGGCUGGUGGGCGGCUAUGCUGGCAGCUUUAGCAGCGGCAGCAGCUUCGGUGGAGGAUACGGUGGUGCCCUUGGUGUCAACUUUGGAGGUGGCUUUGGUGGUGGCGAUGGUGGCCUCCUUGCUGGCAGCGAGAAGGUGACCAUGCAGAACCUCAACGACCGCCUGGCCUCCUACCUGGACAAGGUGCGCGCCCUGGAGGAGGCCAACACCGACCUGGAGGUGAAGAUCCGCGACUGGUACCAGAGGCAGCGGCCGGCUGAGACUAAAGACUACAGCCCCUACUUCAAGACCAUUGAGGACCUGAGGAACAAGAUCCUCACGGCCACCGUGGACAACGCCAACGUCCUGCUGCAGAUUGACAACGCCCGCCUGGCCGCGGAUGACUUCCGCACCAAGUACGAGACAGAGCUGAACCUGCGCAUGAGCGUGGAGGCCGACAUCAACGGGCUGCGCAGGGUGCUGGACGAGCUGACCCUGGCCAGGGCCGACCUGGAGAUGCAGAUCGAGGGCCUGAAGGAGGAGCUGGCCUACCUGAAGAAGAACCACGAGGAGGAGAUGCUGGCCCUGCGUGGCCAGACUGGCGGGGACGUCAAUGUGGAGAUGGACGCAGCCCCCGGAGUGGACCUGAGCCGAAUCCUGAACGAGAUGCGCGACCAGUACGAGAAGAUGGCGGAGAAGAACCGCAGGGAGGCCGAGGACUGGUUCUUCAGCAAGACGGAGGAGCUGAACCGUGAGGUGGCCACCAAUACCGAGGCCCUGCAGAGCGGUAGGACUGAGAUCUCCGAGCUGCGCCGCUCCGUGCAGAACCUGGAGAUCGAGCUGCAGUCCCAGCUCAGCAUGAAAGCAUCCCUGGAGAACAGCCUGGAGGAGACCAAAGGCCGCUACUGCCUGCAGCUGUCGCAGAUCCAGGACAUGAUCGGCAGCGUGGAGGAGCAGCUGGCCCAGCUGCGCUGCGAGAUGGAGCAGCAGAACCAGGAGUACAAGAUCCUGCUGGACGUGAAGACGCGGCUGGAGCAGGAGAUUGCCACCUACCGCCGCCUGCUGGAGGGCGAGGACGCCCACCUCUCCUCAGCCCAGUUCUCCUCCGGCUCCCAGUCAUCCAGAGAUGUGACCUCCUCCAGCCGCCAGAUCCGCACCAAGGUGAUGGACGUGCACGACGGGAAGGUGGUGUCCUCCCACGAGCAGGUCCUGCGUACCAAGAACUAGGGCUGCUCGGCACCGCGCAGGCUCAGGAGGGCCCUGGUGUGGACCCACCUCUCCCCGCAAGACGCCCUGCCCGGCCUCCCACGAGCUUCAGGCCCCGCUUUACCCUUGCUCCCUCCUGGCAGUCAAUAAAGCUUCUUUAUCUGAGUUGCACAA
This is a messenger RNA of Heterocephalus glaber (naked mole-rat), 1630 nucleotides long. Its product is annotated as keratin, type I cytoskeletal 14. Gene Ontology annotation, molecular function: structural molecule activity. The record is from RefSeq and is a predicted model, not a curated record. Lineage: Eukaryota; Metazoa; Chordata; Mammalia; Rodentia; Bathyergidae. Gene Ontology annotation, cellular component: keratin filament; cytoskeleton. Gene Ontology annotation, biological process: intermediate filament organization; epithelial cell differentiation.